Molecule: messenger RNA, 1404 nt
Organism: Leptosia nina
Lineage: Eukaryota; Metazoa; Arthropoda; Insecta; Lepidoptera; Pieridae
Source: the annotation of a GenBank genome assembly
AUGUCUUUGGACUUAUUAAUACAGUUUCCCUCCUCUAGUCCAAGGUUUAAAGCAGCCGAAACUACAUUGCAGCAAACAGUCCAGUGCUUUAAAGAACUCGCUGAGGAAUAUGAUAAACUUGUAGCUGAAAAUAUGGAUUACAAAUCUAAAUAUCAGGCUCUUAUGGAGUGUAGCAGUAAUACUAGUUCAGAUGCACUAAAGAGAGAAGUUGAACAAAAAAAUAACAUUAUACAACAAGUUGCAUCGGCUCUAUCCAAGCUACUUGAAACAAAAGAUUUCAAGAUCAUAGAUGAAAUUUUUAUGUUAAUCUGUGGAGAUUUGAAACAGAAACUUGGUGCUAGUCCAAAAGAAUCGAAAGUAGUUCAAGAUAAAUCCUUGUCGGAGGUAGAAGGUACACCAGGACGGAAAAGUCCCAUAAUUGCAAUGAGUAAAAAGAUUAGAAGUAGUACUACCCACAGCUUAAAUUUAACUAAGAAGUGUGAUGGACGGGACACACCGGAGAAGAAAAAUUCCCUGAAGCUAGUUUUUCCAUCUCCGAGUAAGAGCAAAGGUGGUGGCAGGAUGAAACAGUCUAGACUCAACGUUAUGAAGUCAAAAUCCUCCUGUGUUGUCGAUCUUACUUGUUCUCCAGAGGCCAGACUAAGAGAGGAUGAUGUGGAUAUGAAGCUUGUGAAAAAGGAAUUGAUAGACUACGAUGAAACGAUAUUGCCAUCACCAACAAGUGGAGCUCUGGUUCUGCCACAAAUGUAUAAAUCCACAAAGGACAGUCCGAACAAAUUUCAAAAGCCCACCAUAUCAAUAAACAUUAAAGCGGAGAAAGAAACUCGAGUGAAAGAUGACAUACUCUCGGCUACAUAUACCCAGCAAAUUGAUCUGAUGAAGUCCUGCAAGAGAAGUUUACAACUAAUUAAAACAGAAAAAACUGAUGAAAACGUGGAAUAUGAUGUGAAUAACAGUGUCUCAUUAUUGCAGCAGAAGUCUCCACAAAGCCCAAAGAAACAACCUCUAUUGUUGAACAACAACCUGAUGAAUAUCCAGGAUCACAUGGAGUCCAGCAUGUCCAUACUCCAAAAGAAUAAGGUGUCCCCGACCAACAACCAGCCAGGAGUCAAAGCGAAGAGAACUAAAGUGGAAGAUGCAGGACCAGUGUACAAGGAGCCUACGGUGAGGAAGAAGAGCGAGAAACGCGCUCUUCCUGGUUGGAGCUGUGACAAAUGUAAACAGUUCUACGGUACUCUCUAUGCGGAUAACCCGGACAUGCUCGCCCAAAAAAUGGACGAAUGUUCCAAGCACCGUGGUCGUAACAACCCAGUGCGACCAUCUACACCACCUGGAUUUUGGGAACCCAGAUGGGAUGUUCCCACCGACACUGAAGAGUUCAAUAGAAGGAAUAACGCUAUUUGA